AGUCAGAACUCAGAAGGCUCUAAACCUCCAACUUCAAGCCUCCAAACCCUACAAUUCUCGUUUCUUCAAUCUUCUCAGCCUCCUGGCAAAUUCAGUAGGGUAUUCUUUUCUUUGGGAGAUAUUUAUCUGAAUCUGAAUCAAGGAAAAAUGGGGAAGAACGAGAAGUCAGGGGUAGGGAGAGCCCUGGUGAAGCAUCACAAUGCAAUGAUACAGCAAUCCAAAGAGAAGGGAAGGUUUUAUAAGAGCCAACAUAAGAAAGUAUUGGAAUCGGUAACCGAAGUUAGCAACAUCGAUGCUGUCAUCGAGCAGGCUGAGGAAGCUGAUCAACUUUUCUCUAUCCACCACCCCACCCCUAACCCCCUCAUCAAUUUGGAUGUGAGCUCAAGCAUCAGCGAUAUGACACCUGAAGAAAGAAGAGAACAGCAGAAGAAAGAGGAAGCACUGCAUGCUAGCAGUCUCCGAGUUCCGCGCAGGCCACCAUGGACUGCAGCAAUGUCUGUUGAAGAGCUAGAUGCCAAUGAGAAGCAAGCUUUCUUAGUUUGGCGCCGGAGCUUAGCAAGACUCGAGGAGAAUGAAAAGCUUGUUCUCACUCCAUUUGAGAAGAACUUGGAUAUCUGGAGGCAGCUUUGGCGGGUCCUUGAACGCAGUGAUUUGCUUGUGAUGGUUGUUGAUGCAAGGGACCCUCUGUUUUACCGCUGUCCUGAUCUUGAGGAAUAUGCAAAAGAGAUUGACAAGCACAAGAGAACAUUGCUUCUUGUAAACAAGGCAGAUCUUCUGCCAGUUUCUAUGAGGAAAAAAUGGGCAGAAUAUUUUCGCUUGCAUAAGGUUCUCUUUGUAUUCUGGUCUGCUAAAGCUGCUACUGCUGAAUUAGAAGGAAAACUGCUUGACCAUUGGAAGAUGCAAAACAACAUGCGAAAGAGUGAUGAUCCUGAAACAAAAAUACAUGGUAGAGAUGAGCUCUUGGCUCGUUUGCAGUAUGAGGCAGAGGAAAUAGUCAAAAUGAGGAAAUCAGCCUCUGAUACCUCCACGUCAUCCAAUAGUCAUUCUCCUAGAAACAAUGCUGAAGGAACUUCAGCACCAAAAAGUGUGAUGGUGGGAUUUGUGGGGUAUCCUAAUGUUGGGAAAAGCUCAACUAUAAAUGCUUUGGUUGGGCAGAAACGUACAGGUGUCACCUCCACUCCGGGGAAGACAAAGCAUUUCCAGACGUUAAUAAUUUCAGAUGAGCUGACUCUAUGUGAUUGUCCUGGAUUGGUGUUUCCAUCCUUCUCAAGCUCAAGAUAUGAGAUGAUUGCUUCGGGGGUGUUGCCAAUUGACAGGAUGACGGAGCACAGGGAGGCUGUGCAAGUUGUUGCUAAUAGGGUCCAAAGGCAUGUUAUCGAGGAUGUAUACAAGAUUAAAUUACCCAAACCCAAGCCAUAUGAAUCACAGUCACGGCCACCUCAGGCCUCAGAGCUUCUGAGAGCUUAUUGUGCUUCGCGUGGGUAUGUUGCCUCUAGUGGACUACCUGAUGAAACUAGGGCAGCUCGCCAAAUUUUAAAGGAUUUCAUUGAUGGAAAGCUGCCUCACUAUGAAAUGCCACCUGGUAUGUCUGCUGAAGAUGGGGUGGAAGAUGAUGGGAACCCGAGCUUGUCUGAAGUUCUCAAUUCAGAUGCAUCUGAUGUUGAAGAUUCUUUGGAAAAUGGAACUGAAACUACACCUGUGUCCGAGCAUGUACUAGAUGAUCUUAGCUCCUUUGACCUUGCCAAUGGACUUGUUUCCAAGAAGGCAACAGUUAAGAAGUCAAAUGCAUCCCAUAAGCACCACAAAAAGCCCCAGCGGAAGAAGGAUCGAUCAUGGAGAGUUGGGAAUGAUGAUGAGGACGGAAUGCCAGUAACCCGAGUCUUCCAGAAGCCAGUGAAUUCGGGUCCUCUUAAUGGUUAAUGAAGCAUCAACUGAAGAAGUACUAGGAUAAACCAGUCCUCCUUUCUCAUGCCUUCUUUUACCAUGGGUACCCAAUGAAAUGGAGUUUAUUAGUUGGCUGCUGGUUUGUAUACCCCCAUCUCCACGAAGAUGAAUGAAAGGAAGAAAGAUGAAUAUAUACAGGCAUGCGUAUGGCUGCAAUGCUGCUGUAGUCUUUUUUUGCUUUACAAAUUACAAUAUACAUCCAUCCCCUAUGGGAUUUUAACAGAUGAAAGUGGUAUGUUGGUGUAUAUCUUAUUUUUGCUUUGUUUUGUAAUUUAUCUUAUUUUAAUGUUGAAUAUCAUAAUAUGUUGAUCGAAA
This is a messenger RNA of Gossypium raimondii (Peruvian cotton), 2259 nucleotides long. RefSeq names its product GTPase LSG1-2. Gene Ontology annotation, molecular function: GTP binding; GTPase activity. Lineage: Eukaryota; Viridiplantae; Streptophyta; Magnoliopsida; Malvales; Malvaceae. The transcript has 7 exons. Gene Ontology annotation, cellular component: cytosol. The record is from RefSeq and is a predicted model, not a curated record. Bases 148 to 1920 code for a protein of 590 amino acids.